AUGCUCAAUUUACAUGAUAGGCUUAGCAUACGGCGAUGUGUAGAGCUUUUUCGUAGUCACGAAUUUCUUUGUUUACACUGGGUGGAGCUUAGAAAUUGCCCAGAAGAAGGAAUGCCGAUGUCAUUGCGAUAUGGGAGUGGUGAAGCAGAUGAACAGAUGGAGAAGCGACGUAACAGGAAGAAUGGUUUCUGCGAGGGCUGCUUGUUGCUAGGGAUUGUUUUGCUUUGCACAGUAACCGAAUGA
Brugia pahangi is the source of this 243-nucleotide messenger RNA. The record is from the annotation of a GenBank genome assembly. Lineage: Eukaryota; Metazoa; Nematoda; Chromadorea; Rhabditida; Onchocercidae.